Oncorhynchus masou masou (cherry salmon) is the source of this 3928-nucleotide messenger RNA. RefSeq names its product G-protein coupled receptor family C group 6 member A-like. Gene Ontology annotation, molecular function: G protein-coupled receptor activity. NCBI's taxonomy places the organism in Eukaryota, Metazoa, Chordata, Actinopteri, Salmoniformes, Salmonidae. The record is from RefSeq and is a predicted model, not a curated record. Gene Ontology annotation, cellular component: plasma membrane. Gene Ontology annotation, biological process: G protein-coupled receptor signaling pathway. Bases 230 to 3025 code for a protein of 931 amino acids. The transcript is spliced from 8 exons.
ACUGUCAGGUCGCUGUGUCAGUCUGCUAGAUGAGCUGACAGAGUGAGAGACAGAGAGGAAGAGAGAGAGAGGAAGAGGGAGGGGCAGAUAUAGAGAGGCAGUGAGAGAGAGAGGGUGAGAGAGAGACUGAGACAGACAGACAGACAGACACAGUCGGGGAGGGAGUGUGUGAGAGAAACUGCAACGAGAGACACCAAAAUUGAGAAUUGGACAGUACCACCAGAGAAAAAUGAUGGCACCCAUGGGUGAUGUUGUCCACCUGUUAGUCAUCCUGUCCUUGUUGGAGAAGGGCAAUGCCAAAGUGAGACACUUCAAAGCAGCAGGAGCCACAGCACCAGGAGAUAUCAUCAUUGGAGGGCUGUUUCCCAUCCAUGAGGGAGUAGAGGAAUCCCCCAACAUCUCAGCACCCCAUGAACCACAGUGUGCCAGCAGGUUCAACAUGAACAGGUUUACCCAGGCAUUGGCUAUGAUCCACGCUGUAGAGUCGGCCAACAGAUCCCCUGUCCUGACUACACUAGGGAUCUCUCUGGGGUACCGUAUCCACGACUCCUGCUCUGAUGUCACCACCGCUCUGAGGGCCUCAGCUGACUUCACACAGGAUCCCACCACGGACUGUGGGGGAGGGGCCAACACCUCUAACUCUUCCCCGCCAAUUAUGGCCGUCAUAGGGGCCUCUUCCUCUGAGAUUUCCAUCUCCAUUGCCCGGCAACUCAACCUAAAGCUCAUCCCUCAAAUCAGUUACGCCUCCACCGCCAUCAUCCUGAGUGACAAGAACCGUUUCCCUGCUUUCCUGAGGACCGUACCUAGCGACGUGUACCAGACACGGGCCAUGGUCCAGUUGCUUAGCGACAGCAAAUGGACCUGGGUCGGCGUGGUCACAACGGAUGGAGACUACGGCCGCUCUGCCCUGGACAGCUUCGUCUCCCAGGCAACCGCCUCAGGGAUCUGUGUGGCCUUCAAGGAGAUCCUCCCUAAUUCACUAACCAGUCCUGACAGCGAAUCAGCAAUCAGCCAAGCCGCCGCCACCCUCCUCGGGAACCCCAAUGUCAAGGUGGUGGUGUCAUUCGCCAAGCCUACUCAGAUGAUGUACCUAUACCAGAAGCUGAGGAGUCUGGGGUCGGGGCUGGGGGAGAGGGUAUGGAUCGCCAGUGACAGCUGGUCCUCGUCCAAGGAGGUCCUGGGAGAAAUGGACCUCCCAGAUAUUGGCAAUGUGGUGGGCUUCUCCUUCAAAAGAGGCAACCUGGCUCCUUUCCAUCACUACCUGAUGAACCUGAGUGACAUCAAUGAUGUCAUAGGAAACAACUCCUUCCUAAAGGAGUUCUACUCACUGCCAAACAGGUCAGAAAACUCUGGGGUUUUGUCCUCCGCCACAGUCCCAGCAGAGAUCCUGCUAAACAACAGCCAUGUGAACUUAGUCUUCAAUGUGGAGAUGGCUGUCAGUGCCAUCGCCCAUGCAGUGGCUGAUAUCUGCAGCAAAAAGGACUGCAAGACACCAGGCACGGUCCAACCCUGGGAGGUGCUUGGAGCCCUGAAGGACAGUUGCUUUGAGCUGGAGGGGAAAAGCUACAUGUUUGACCAGAAAGGAGACGUCAACCUGGGCUAUGAUGUAAACGUGUGGAGGUCUGUGAGAGGGGUCAUCGACGUCCAUGAUGUUGCAGCUGAGUACCAUCCAAUCAACAACAGCUUCAGCUACACCAGCAGAAACACCAAACAUCUUAUUGACCUGAGGGAUGUGGUGUCUGUUUGCUCGCCUAGCUGUGAACCUGGGAAGUUCAAGAAGUUUGCUCAGGGUCAGCACACCUGCUGCUAUGAAUGCAUCAACUGCACUGAGAACUACUACUCCAACAACACUGACAUGCACCAGUGUCUCUCUUGUGAUACAAAGAGAGAGUGGUCCCUGGAAGGGAGCUCUGGGUGUACCCAUAAGACCCUGGAGUUCUUCUCCUGGCAGGAUGGCUUUGCGGUGGCGCUGCUGACACUGGCGGCCCUGGGUAUCGUUUUGGUUCUCCUGGUGGGGGCUCUCUUCCUACACCACCGCCAGACCCCUGUUGUGAGGGCUGCCGGGGGGCCUCUCUCCCAGAUCAUCCUGCUCUCUCUAGUGGGAAGUUUUGUUAGUGCUGUGUUCUUUGUAGGUCAUCCCAGCAGCCUACAGUGUAAGGUGCGUCAGGUGCUGUUUGGCCUCAGCUUCACCCUGUGUGUUUCCUGCAUCUUGGUCAAGUCCCUGAAGAUCCUGCUGGCCUUCCAGCUCAACCCUGACCGGAAGGAUGUUCUCCGCCGCCUCUACCAACCGUAUGCCAUCAUCUGUCUCUGCGUGGCCCUACAGGUCCUCACCUGCACCCUGUGGCUGGUCCUGCAGAGCCCCCGGGAGAAGGCCACGGUCUUCACCACCACUGUGUUGGCCGAGUGUGACGAAGGCUCCCAAGUGGCGUUUGGUGUGAUGCUGUGCUACAUUGCUGUCCUGGCGCUCGUAUGUUUUGCCUGCGCGUUUAAAGGCCGCAAGCUGCCACAGAAGUACAACGAGGCCAGGUUCAUCACCUUCAGCAUGCUCCUCUACCUGAUGUCUUGGCUGAUAUUUGUGCCCGUCUAUGUGACCACCUCUGGGAAGUACCUGCCAGCAGUGGAGAUGGUGGUCAUCCUCAUCUCCAACUAUGGCAUCCUCAGCUGUCAUUUCUUCCCCAAGUGCUACGUCAUCCUCUUCAAGAAGGAGAACAACACCAAGAGUGCCUUCAUGAAGAACGUGUUUGAGUAUUCCAGAAAGGGCAUUACUUACUCUAGCUCUGUCUCUGAGACUUCAGUCUCUCAGACAGAAGGGUAUCGCAUCAGUCACCCUUACUCCAUCAGUUCACCUUCCUUCUUCAUGUCUCCUCCACCAAUAGAACCCACAGCACAUCAGAACUGCUGGUCCGUUGACCAGAACAUUCAGAGCAUUGACCCUGCAACCCAUUGCACCGUCAUAGACCAUGGAGUGUUUGUCACAGGUCAGCUGACUCGACCACACCGUCUGAGGAGAAGCAUGAGCCUAUGAGUGGAGUGGACCAGUGUCUGGAACGUUUACAUCCUACAGUACAUCACACUGUGUGUCUCUGUGAUCCUCUCUUUGGUUUGACUGUUCCCAUUUUGCUUAGUCUACUGGUAUGUUUUUUACCCAAGUGGGUUGUUAUUACAUUCAAGUCAAUUUGGGUAACACUUUAUUUUGACACUGAUAUGGACAUGACAGUGUCAUAAACAAACAAACUCUGUCAAACUCUGUUAAGCGUCAAUGGUGUACAGGGUUGAUUUAUUUCUGAACUGCAUAUGGGGCGGCAGGUAUCCUAGUGGUUAGAGCAUUGGACAAGUAACUGAAAGGUUGCUAGAUUGAAUCCCCGAGCUGACAAGGUAAAACUCUGUCCUUCGUCCCUGAACAAGGCACUUUAUUUUACACUGUUAUUGUCAAACUCUGUCAUACAGUGUUAUAUUCAUCUAUAAAUAUUUGUAUUGGUUAAGCGCCAAUGGUGUACUGGGUUGAUUUAUUUCUGAACUGCAUAUGAUUUCUAUACUGUGUGAAAUGUUCUAACUAAGCAUCAUGGAGAAUGUUGGUUUUUGCUAUAGAUAUACCAUCAUGCUGUGUGUUGGAUCCCUGAUUAGGCCUUUUCUAUGUGUAAUGUAUACAGUAAACAGCAUUUCUAUCUAUUAUGGGGGCUGAUGCAGCAGGAUACAAAUGAGAUAUUACAUUUCAUAUAGAAAACAAGUCUACGAUAAACACAAUAGUUGGAAUUUGUGUCAGUUUCUUAAUGCAUGCCUGGUUUGUCAGUGGAUGUUAUUGAAGUUCUUACAUAUUUCUAAACACCUUGACAUGUAUUUCCACAUUAUUCAUAUAUAUUAUUCAUGUAUAUAUUAACAUUACUUUGUGUACAGUAUAUUAAACGUUUGAAUGUGCAGUUGACUUUCA